GCAAUGAAUGGUCCAGAGCGUAACUAAAGGACAUAAAACGUCUACCAUCACUGAUGACAAACGAUCAUUGCGGUGCAACUACGSCACUUAUAAGCGCUUUUCAAGACAUAAACUUUCAUACCCCAUUAAGUACUGAUUCGGCGAAAGUGACUUGGUCUGCUAAUGUUGGGAAGGAGGAGAAAUYUUCUAUACACCUCAACAAGCCCUCGUUUUUAUCGUUAUUUAUGUUACUUACUAGUCUCGUGUGUUGUGAUCGUAUGCCUUUCUGAUUUUCUGUGUUUUCAAAGGCAGCUUUCACCAACAUAUCAUGUCARUCAUGUACUACAGCCAAAAAAAGGUAUGCGCGCACGCGAGGCUUCCAAAGGGGACUGUUUUGGGUUUAGAGCAACCCUGGAACGCCUUGAGAAGGUAGCAAUUGGACUAGACAGCACUAUGCGCAGAAGAUUUCAAACGUAUUCAAACAUGGUUCAGCAUAAGACGGAAGACUCCAAUCAUGACACCAAUUCAUUGAAAGUGUUUCGAUAUAAUGUUGUGUUAAUGGCCUAUAAACGUUCUGGAUCAUCUUUUGUUGGGCAAAUCUUUAAUCGCCAUCAGGAUGUAUUGUAUCUUUACGAGCCCAUUUACUUUAUAAAGGCGCUCGCGCGKCAUCAUGGGAUCUAUAGAACCUUGAGACGUCAUCUUCUCAAAAUCAUCUUUACCUGCAGAUUCCAAGAGAAUCCCUACUUCGUGAGUCAGUUGUCUAACUCUCCAUUCCGACAAUACAGUCGUCCGCUUUCCGAAAAGCAAUCAAUGUGCCAGAAAAGUUCACGUAAUAUCGAUGCUUGCAAAAGGUUGGACGUCAAAAGUUUGAUUGACAUCUGUCAAUCACAUCAACAUGUUGUGUUAAAGAGUAUACGAAUUGAAGACUUAGAUGAACUCAAACACGCUGGGGGACCAAAUAUCGAGGACCCUUGGAAUAUACUAAAGAUAGUCCAUCUCGUGCGUGACCCUAGGGCCAUAAUAAGUUCAAGGGCCCGCAUUGAUAGCGAAUGGCUUCGAAAGAACUGGACAGUCUCUGAUUAUCAAUCAAAUUCACGAAGUCUUUGCACGAAAAUAUUUAAGGACCUUAAGUCAGGGACAUCUAGGGACUAUAAUGGCAUGUACAACGUGAUUCGCUAUGAGGACAUUAUAACACACCAAGAAUGUGCCAUAAAUAACCUAUUCAAGUUCACAGGCUUAUCUAAAUCCGAUGACGUUUUGAACUGGCUUCGCAACAAUUCCAAAAAUGGUCAUAGUGCUUACGCUUUCUCGACCAAUAAAAACUUCACUGUUGCUAUGAACCACUGGAGGAAACAUAACGAGCUGUCAAUCAUUCGCAUAAUUGAACAGGAAUGCUCAGUUAUAAUGGAUUUAUUAGGAUAUACUAAAGUUAAAGACAAGACACAUUUAUUGGAUAUUUCCAAGACAUUGUUUAUUAAAAACACGUGCCCAAAUAUUUUUAUGACACAAAAUAUCCGUCAGAGAUUAUCAAAGAUCAUUAAACUGGACAACAAAGGGAUGUUAUAGGARCCUYCUCUYUACAWGAAGACAACMAAUUAAUGGUAGAUUUUGGYGUAUAAACCAACUGCAGACGAUAUCACAAACUAUGAUUAAAAACGAAUCGAAAUGAGGGCAGUGUUAGAUUGACAAAAGAUUGGAUUUCAGGAUAAAAUCAUGGAACCUCUUUCAACACACCUUAUAUUUUUUUAUAAAACAAAUUGAAAUUGAUUACAUUUACAGAUAUAUGCACACCUUUUACAAUGAUUUUUUAGUAAUUUAUAAUAAAGUACAAUAUUUAGAA
Molecule: messenger RNA, 1819 nt
Organism: Exaiptasia diaphana
Lineage: Eukaryota; Metazoa; Cnidaria; Anthozoa; Actiniaria; Aiptasiidae
Product: carbohydrate sulfotransferase 1-like
Exons: 1
Coding region: 163-1545 (460 amino acids)
Biological process (GO): N-acetylglucosamine metabolic process; sulfur compound metabolic process
Molecular function (GO): N-acetylglucosamine 6-O-sulfotransferase activity
Source: RefSeq, a predicted model, not a curated record